Cephus cinctus (wheat stem sawfly) is the source of this 1191-nucleotide messenger RNA. RefSeq names its product 60S acidic ribosomal protein P0 (gene RpLP0). Gene Ontology annotation, molecular function: large ribosomal subunit rRNA binding; structural constituent of ribosome. Gene Ontology annotation, cellular component: cytosolic large ribosomal subunit. Gene Ontology annotation, biological process: cytoplasmic translation; ribosomal large subunit assembly; ribosome biogenesis. Bases 107 to 1063 code for a protein of 318 amino acids. The record is from RefSeq and is a predicted model, not a curated record. The transcript has 5 exons. Lineage: Eukaryota; Metazoa; Arthropoda; Insecta; Hymenoptera; Cephidae.
CGAAACGCGUGCAACACUUCGGAAAUAUCCGCUUUCUCUUCCAUUGCGCCCAUUUAUCUCGCCGAGUCCUUAAAUCUCCGCAAGGUAUCCCUACACACACUUCAAGAUGGGUAGGGAGGACAAGGCAACAUGGAAGUCAAGUUACUUCAGCAAACUGAUUCAACUUUUGGAUGAUUAUCCCAAAUGCUUCAUUGUGGGCGCGGACAAUGUCGGCUCAAAGCAGAUGCAGCAGAUUCGUAUGUCAUUGCGUGGAAGUGCCGUAGUAUUGAUGGGUAAGAACACCAUGAUGCGUAAGGCAAUUCGUGGUCACAUUGAACGUAAUGGAGCUUUGGAGAAGCUGUUGCCACACAUUCGUGGCAAUGUUGGCUUUGUCUUCACUCGUGGUGAUCUGGUUGAGGUUAGAGACAAGCUCCUGGAGAACAAAGUUCGGGCACCAGCCAGAGCUGGAGCUAUUGCUCCAUUGAGCGUCAUCAUUCCGGCCCAGAACACCGCAUUAGGACCCGAAAAAACUUCUUUCUUCCAGGCUCUGAGCAUCCCUACCAAGAUCUCGAAGGGUACUAUUGAAAUUGUCAACGAUGUGCACAUCUUGAAGCCUGGUGACAAAGUCGGCGCUUCCGAAGCAACGCUUCUUAACAUGUUGAACAUCUCGCCGUUUUCGUACGGUCUGCUUGUCGAGCAAGUCUACGAUUCCGGUACCAUUUUCGCGCCAGAAAUUCUGGAUAUCAAGCCUGAAGAUCUUCGUGCGAAGUUCCUAGCUGGAGUUGCCAAUCUCGCUUCAGUAUCCCUCGCCAUUGGCUACCCGACUAUUGCCAGUGUUCCUCACAGCAUCGCCAACGGUUUCAAGAAUCUUCUUGCCAUUGCUGCUACAACCGAGGUCGAAUUCGCUGAGGCCACCACCAUCAAGGAGUUCAUCAAGGAUCCAAGCAAGUUCGCAGCUGCUGUCGCAGUUGCAGCCCCGGCUGCAAACGCCGCUGCUGCUCCACCGGCUGCCGAGAAGAAAGAGGAGAAGAAAGAAGAAUCGGAAUCCGAGGAUGACGAUAUGGGAUUCGGUCUUUUCGAUUAAGAUCCAUAUGAAAUACGUAUCCCAAUCCUUUUUUAUGGAUUUUGAUACACCCUAAAGAUGCUCUGACUGUAUAAUUUCUGCUGCCUGUUUUGUACCGGCGUCCGAAUAAAGUCGAGAAAAAACGAAAA